Molecule: messenger RNA, 2085 nt
Organism: Manis pentadactyla (Chinese pangolin)
Lineage: Eukaryota; Metazoa; Chordata; Mammalia; Pholidota; Manidae
Product: retinol dehydrogenase 11-like
Exons: 6
Coding region: 125-1114 (329 amino acids)
Source: RefSeq, a predicted model, not a curated record
GAGUGCGUCCUUAAAUUGUGUCCGGCUGUGUACCAGCCUUGUCAUUCCCCAAGGCAGCUUUAAUUACUCCUCCUCACCCUGUCUCCACUGCAGCACUUCCAGUGGUAGGCCAGUGGUUUCUGACAUGCCUCAGUGGUUGCUACUCAGCACCCUGGUCUGGGGCAGUGGCUUUGUCCUCCUCUUGGUCCUCCUGUUUGGACUGUAUGUGCAGCUCUUGUAUAAGUCUCAUCUUUGGGACCUCCAGCACUGCUCCACAGAGCUGACUGGCAAGACGGCAGUGGUGACUGGGGCCAACAGUGGCAUCGGGAAGAUUGUGGCGCAGGAGCUGGCCUGCCGUGGAGCCCGUGUGAUCCUGGCCUGCCGUAGCCAGGAGCGUGGACAGCGGGCCCUGGCCAAGAUCCAAGCAGCCUCAAAGAGCAAUUGCCUUGUGCUUGGUGAAGUGGACCUGAGCUCUAUGGCCUCCAUCCGGAGCUUUGCCCGGUGGCUUCUGCAGGAGUAUCCUGAGAUACACCUGCUGGUUAACAAUGCGGCAGUCUGUGGAUUUCCCAAGAUACUUACUCCAGAAGGCCUUGAUUUCACGUUUGCCACCAACUAUGUCGGGCCCUUUCUGCUCACAAACCUACUCCAAGGUGCUCUACAACGGGCAGGGUCAGCCCGGGUGGUGAAUGUGUCUUCCUUUCGGCAAGCACAUGGGUACAUUGAUGAGGAACAUUUGACUGGGGCUGGUAGACCUUUGGCCUUCAACCAGAACUACGACUGUAGCAAACUACUCCUGACUUCAUUCACCACGGAGCUUGCCCGCAGACUGAAAGGGACUGGUGUGACUGUGAACUCUGUGGACCCAGGUGUUGUCUAUACGGGUAUCAUGAAGAAUUUCUCUUGGACCUACCGCUUCCUCUUCUGGCUCAGCAGCUUCUUCAUUAAGGAUGUCAAACAAGGUGCAAUCCCAGUUCUCUACCUAAGCUUGGCAAAGGAGUUGGAUGGCAUUUCUGGAAAAUAUUUUAGCAGUUCCUGUGUGGUAACUCUUCCCCCUAGAGCUGCUCAGGAUCCUCAAGUGGCCCAAAGCCUCUGGAAUACCUUGGUCCAACUAACAAACCUAAACAAGACGGACUGACCCUCUGUGACCCUGCUCUAACUUGCCACCCUCCCCCUGACUCCCAGCCCUUCCUCUGAUUAUGCCUUUUGUUUGCUAGCUCAAAGGAUCUAUCACUUUGUCCGGUAUAAUGACCACUUCCUCUUCCUGUUGGCCCAGUGGCAUGAGAGCUCAGAUUAGCCAGGGAACAGUUCACCUUUCAUUUUAUUGCCAGUUCUCUGAAGGAAGUUUUCAUCCCUUGGGCAAUACAAUCUCCAAAUCUACUGAGUCCCACAUUAUGGUGAUGGGGAGUAAAACUCCUUCCAGUGGGUAUUAGGGAUACCAGGAAGAGGAGAAACUUCUACCUGUAUCUGUUGGUUUCUAGACAUGUGCUUCCUGGCUUUGAGGGAGACUGCAUUACGCAGUGUCCUUUGGAUUAAGGCAUAUGCACCAUCCUGUAGGACAGUACCCCAACUUCACAGGGUGCUACUGUAACUGGGCCUGUUACAUCUUUCUAUCAAACCAGUUGCUCUUGGGUGAUGAAUAAUAAUAAUAAUAAGAUCAGUGAAUUCUGGGAUUGAGGGCCCAUUGCUUCUUUUCUAGGGUCUUUGUUCAUCACAUAAAUUUUGGAAUCAGCUCUUCAAAUUUCACAUACACAAAAUUCCUGUUUGUAUUGCAUUCUACCUAUUUGGGAGGGUUGACAUUUUUAUGAUUUGUGUUUUCCUAACCAUGAACAAGGUAUACUCAUAUCUAUUUAGAUUUUCUUAAUAUCUUUAUAAAAUUUAAAAUAAUUUUAUCCAUAAAGAUCUUGUACAAGUUUUACUAUGUUUAAUUCCAGGUAUCUUAUGUUUUCAUGGUAUCGUAAAUGGUAUUUUAAAAUUUGUAUAUUGAUUAUAUGUCAAACAACUAAUCAUUUAUUCAAUUCUAAUGAGUUAUCUGUAGAUUCUUUUGUUUUUUUUCUACAUAGAAAAUCACACCAUCUAGAAAUAAUAAAGUUUUAUUUCUUCCCUUUA